Dipodomys ordii (Ord's kangaroo rat) is the source of this 3501-nucleotide messenger RNA. RefSeq names its product pleckstrin and Sec7 domain containing 4 (gene Psd4). Lineage: Eukaryota; Metazoa; Chordata; Mammalia; Rodentia; Heteromyidae. Gene Ontology annotation, molecular function: phospholipid binding; protein binding; guanyl-nucleotide exchange factor activity. The transcript has 17 exons. The record is from RefSeq and is a predicted model, not a curated record. Gene Ontology annotation, cellular component: ruffle membrane. Bases 194 to 3202 code for a protein of 1002 amino acids. Gene Ontology annotation, biological process: regulation of ARF protein signal transduction.
CGGGGCAGAUGACUAUGCAGCAGGAAGUGUUCCUGGGACUGGGGAGCUCAGGACAGUUUACCCCUUCUGAGUCCUUUGGAGGGUAGAUGUCAGUUCCCAGUUACCUCCUUGGCUGGUGUUCCUCCUAAUCCAUGAAGUGGGAUUGUGAAAACAGACACUCCUAAGGGUCUCCUACCUAGCUUUUGCUCUGUGGAUGAUGGGUGACAACAGACUCUCAGACCAACCUGAGACAGUGGAAUUUCUCAACAUGUAUUUGGGAGAUGACCUGCAGCUCUGCCCAGGAGCAUGUCUGGGGGACACAUGUAGCCAACCAGAACCGACGGAACCAUGCAGAGAACAAACCUGGACCUUUGACCCUCCUGAAUCCACCAGGCAUGGUGCUCCUCAUAGUGGCUCUGGUGUGGACCCUACACAGUUGGAGAGCUGCUCUUCCCAGGGGGAGCCUGCACACACAUCAACAUCACUAGGGACUCUGAGGAGCAGCCAAACUCUGGCGUGUCCACGGCAGAGCCAGAGCUCAUCCACACAGGUGGUGUUCUGGGCUGGCAUCCUGCAGGCCCAGAUGUGUGUCCUGGACCUGGAGGAGGAGCUGGAAAAGACUGAAGGGCUCAGGGCUGAGUUGAGAUGUUGCAUUCCCCCACCCCCUCCAGACUUCUCUGGAAAUAUAGGUCUGAGCUCUAGCCCACCCGUGGAGGAAGAUUUUAGGGAUGACAACAGCGAGUCUGAAGGGGAAAACCAAGCCUGGCCAAGGGCAGACAUGCCAGGCUCCUCCGUGGAGUGGGGUGCUGAAGAAGAGAGUGUGUUCUUUGAUAACCCUCUCUUUCUGGAGAGCCCCUGCUCAGAUGCCAGUGUUGCUGGGGAAUGCUUUUCCUGGGGGAUCACAGAUUCCCAUACCAACAUGAGGACUAGGCCUGACAACCCACAGACUCUGGAGUCUCCAAUCCCAGGAUGCUCAGGAAGUGAGCCAGAUUUGGAGGGCAACACAACUAAUUCCAGUGGGCACACCACACCUCCAUUUCCUGUGCCUUCCUACAAAUCACACCAAUUCUGCUGGGCCUCACGAGAUGCCACUGAAGGGGAUUCCAUAGCAUCUUCUGGUGAGGAACAAGAUGAGGCUUCUUUGGAAGACAAGGUUGGCCCUGCCUCACCUGUAGUAUCUUGUGUGGACCAAGUAUUGACCCCGGAGACAGGACACAUUGGAACUGACCUUAGCCCUGACAUACAUCCUGUGCAGCAUUGGGUCCCACCCAGCCCUGAGGACUUGCAGUUAGAAGAGGGUCCUUCCUGGCCCCCGGAACUUCUCUCCAAGGACAGAGGUGAGAAGAAUGCUGGUCAUCUCCAAGAACCUGUUCCCUGCACCUUGGCCCCUGGUCCCUGGGGGAGCCAAGCCUCUUUGCCAGAACCUAGUGGCCCAGUGUCUGAGGUCAGAGACCUUGGCUCUGGAGCCAGCCCUGUGUCCUCUCAAGAGAGCAGCCCACAGCUUCAGAACCACAGCCCUGGGAAUUUUCCCAAGUGGCCACCUGAUGCCUUAUACCCUUUGCUUCUGGAGAUGAAUAGGGCAGAGUCAGGCUCCCAGAAGAAAGAAGAGGCAGAAGAGACCCCAGACCCAAAGCAAGAAGUAAAGAGAGAAGACACAACCAAGACUACAAAGGUUGUAGGUGCCCAGCUAAAUGUUCAUUUGGCUUCCACAGAAGGGCUUUUGGAGAGCCCCGUGCCCCAAGCACAGUUCCCAGAGGAAGGCCUGAGUCAACCAGCUAGAGACAAGUUGUCUAAUGGUAUCAGGAAUGACAAGGAGGCCUGGAACCUGGCCUCACGCCUCUAUCACCUGGAAGGUUUCCGGAAGUCUGAAGUGGCUGCCUACCUACAGAAAAACAAUGACUUCAGCAGGGCUGUGGCUGAGGAGUACUUGUCCUUCUUCCAGUUUGGAGGCCAGAACCUGGACCAAGCCCUCCGGGGCUUCCUCCAGGCCUUGGUGCUCAGCGGUGAGACCCAGGAGCGGGAGCGAAUCCUCUACCAAUUCUCCAAACGCUUCCACUACUGCAAUCCUGGGGCCUUCCCUUCAGUAGAUUCCAUACACACCUUGACCUGUGCCAUCAUGCUUCUUAACACAGACCUGCAUGGACAGAACAUUGGGAAGAACAUGAGCUGCCAGGAAUUCAUAACCAACCUGACUGGCCUGCAGGAUGGUAGUAACUUCCCCAAAGAGUUGCUGAAGACCCUCUACUGGUCUAUCCGAAGUGAGAAGCUUGAGUGGACUGUGGAUGAAGAGGACGUAACUGGAUCUGAGAAGACCCGACCACCUCCACCAGCUAACAAGAUGAAUAACCCUUUCCACCAGCUGGCUCAGGACCCAACAGUGCCCACAUAUAAGCAGGGCAUCUUGGCUCGGAAGAUGCAUCAUGAUGCUGAUGGCAAGAAGACACCCUGGGGCAAGCGUGGCUGGAAGAUGUUCCACACCUUACUUCGAGGGAUGGUUCUGUACUUUCUUAAGGGAGAAGACCAGUGCCUCAAAGGGGAGAGUUUGAUGGGACAGAUGGUGGAUGAGCCUGUAGGAGUUCACCACUCCCUGGCCAGUCCAGCCACACACUACAACAAGAAGCCACACGUUUUCCAGCUUCGGACUGCUGACUGGCGCCUCUACCUCUUUCAGGCACCCACUGCCAAGGAAAUGGCUUCCUGGAUUUCCCGUAUCAACCUGGCAGCAGCCAUGCACUCCUCCCCACCCUUCCCGGCAGCGGUGGGCUCCCAGCGCCGAUUCGUGAGGCCCAUCCUGCCGGUCAGCCCGGCCCAGAGCUCCCUGGAGGAACAGCAUCGCUCCCACGAGAACUGCCUGGACGCGGCCUCUGACGACCUCCUGGAUCUGCAGAGGAACUUACCAGACGGGCGGGGCCGUAGCCGCGAGCUGGAGGAGUACCGCUUGCGGAAGGAGUACCUGGAGUACGAGAAAACCCGCUAUGAGACAUAUGUGCAGCUGCUGGUGGCCCGUCUGCAUUGCCCUUCUGGAGACCUGGCCCUGUGGGAAGAGCAGCUGGGGAAGGAAGCUGGAGGCACUUGGACACCUAAGCCCAGCCUUAAGAAGUCCCACUCAAGCCCAUCCCUGCACCAGGAUGAAGCCCCUACCACAGCCAAAGUGAAGCGCAAUAUCUCAGAGCGCAGAACUUACCGGAAGAUCAUCCCCAAGCGGAACCGCAAUCAGCUGUGAAGCCAUGACACAUCAGAGACACUAGCCUCUGCUCUGGGGUGAAUCUGAGAUGAACCCCUGGAAAGGAGCCUAUUUUUCCACUGAGCGAGGGAUGAGACACCUCUUGUCUGCAGAAGGACAAUGUUCAUUUCUCUGUUGUCUGGCUCUGGAACUUCCUGAAGACUACUGUACCUGCUUUUAUCCUCCUGACUACUCUUGAGAGAACAGGGAAGCCAAAUGAGGAAUCUGCUCCACUCCCAAAGUUCAUCUCAUGCCUUCUUUUUCACCCAGAACCCAGAACAGCCUUAUUUCCUAUUAGC